This is a messenger RNA of Sungouiella intermedia, 345 nucleotides long. The record is from the annotation of a GenBank genome assembly. NCBI's taxonomy places the organism in Eukaryota, Fungi, Ascomycota, Pichiomycetes, Serinales, Metschnikowiaceae.
AUGUCUAAUUGCAUUCUAAUAGCAGUUAGCCAUCAACUUCGACUUCAUAAUAUCCAAUCAUGUUCUGUGUUUGCUGACGUUCGCAGUGGUAGAGUGAUAAUUGAAGACAGUGAUAGAAUCGAGUUUGGAGGGUUUAAGGAAGCAACAAUGACGCUUGAAGAGUGCCAGUUCGCUGUGGAUGACUUCAAUUGGCCUACUAAAGCUACAGCAAGCCCCCACUAUUCGACGGUGGGGCCAGAUUUUUGUUGGAAUGUGCCAAACACGGCAGAGUGGGGACAGACGGUAUGGGAGCAAGUCCGUGGCAAGAAGUGGCAUCGUGAUGGGGAUGGGGAUACAUAUGCUUAA